Molecule: messenger RNA, 912 nt
Organism: Nematolebias whitei (Rio pearlfish)
Lineage: Eukaryota; Metazoa; Chordata; Actinopteri; Cyprinodontiformes; Rivulidae
Gene: cers2a
Product: ceramide synthase 2a
Exons: 9
Coding region: 61-912 (283 amino acids)
Biological process (GO): ceramide biosynthetic process
Cellular component (GO): membrane
Molecular function (GO): DNA binding; sphingosine N-acyltransferase activity
Source: RefSeq, a predicted model, not a curated record
GGUGAGCAGGUCUGAAAGACGACAUCUUUACUCCCAGCUGCAACGAGACGAGGCGACAGGAUGUUAUCUAGGUUGCGUGAGCUGAUAUGGGCUGACUGGAUUUGGUUCCCUGAAGGUUUUGGCUGGGCUGACUUAAACAAUGCUGAUGGCAACGUCUUCCCCAAAACGUGGGACCUCUGGGCCACCGUACCCGUCGCUCUCUGCUUCCUAGGUGUUAGACAAAUAUUUGAGCAGACAGUCGGGCUUCCUUUGGCCUCAGUGCUGGGAGUGAAAGACAAACAACUCGUUCAGGCUCCUUUAAAUCCCACCCUGGAGAAACAUUUCAGCACCAAAUCAAAGCAUCCUGAACAGAGCGCCAUAGAGAAUUUAAGUAGACGGACGGGUUGUUCAGUGCGUCAGGUCCAGAGGUGGUUCAGAUGCAGGAGGAACCAGGACCGGCCCAGCAAGCUCAAAAAGUUCCAGGAAGCAAGUUGGAGGUUUAUAUUUUACUUUUUUGCUUUCUUUGCUGGCCUGGCAGUCCUUAUUGAUAAACCCUGGUUUUAUGAUAUGAAGCAAAUGUGGCAAGACUUCCCAAAAAUGCCCCUGUUACCUUCACAGUACUGGUACUACAUGAUCGAGUUGGGCUUCUAUUUGUCACUUGUUUGUAGUGUAGCAUCAGACGUCAAACGGAAGGAUUUCAAGGAGCAAAUAGUUCACCACGUGGCCACCAUCCUCCUCAUCAGUUUCUCCUGGAUGGUCAACUACACCCGGACCGGGACUUUGAUCAUGCUAGUGCACGACGCCUCGGACUAUCUGAUGGAGUUAGCCAAAAUGUUCAACUAUGCACGCUGGAGAAGAACCUGCAACUUCAUCUUCUUUACGUUUGCUGCAGUUUUCAUCUUCACCCGGCUCGUCAUUUUCCCUUUCUGGUAA